Acipenser ruthenus (sterlet) is the source of this 4023-nucleotide messenger RNA. RefSeq names its product interleukin-17 receptor A-like. The record is from RefSeq and is a predicted model, not a curated record. The coding region runs from base 685 to 3177 and encodes 830 amino acids. Gene Ontology annotation, molecular function: interleukin-17 receptor activity. The transcript is spliced from 12 exons. Lineage: Eukaryota; Metazoa; Chordata; Actinopteri; Acipenseriformes; Acipenseridae.
AAUCUUUGUGAUUUAAAACGAAAAAGAACUGUGUUUUGUGUUUUGACAGUCGGUCAACUUCACCGCUCUGUCAAUUUACCAGAGAACGUGCAGCAAAGCUCGUACUGUUUGUCUAAGAGCUAUUUUUAAACACAUCACCUUUACCUUGUCUGUUCUGACACAUUGGGUACCUACGCAGAAUUUGCAUACUGACUGGUUUGAAAAGAGCUGCGCAAAACCAGGAAGCAGUGACGACAAGUACAAAGGGGGAUUUCCAGAUUCACAAGGACAGGAGACGCGUGCGAAGAUUAAUUUAGGUGCGCAGUAAACAAAUACAGCAGCGUAUUAUUCAUUUAUUAAGAGUCUUUUGUGGAUUCUAACGAGUUAUUAAUGGUUACGCUAGGUGACUUUUUAUAUGGGAGUGUAUUGUGAAGUGGGGUAAGGAUAACAUAUGUCGGUUUUAGUAACAGGACGUCAAUAUGUUCGCUUUUUCCCGAUUUGGAUAUACAGAGUUUUGACUGAACCGACUGGACGUGAGAUACUAAGAACGCCAGUCAGGAAAUAGUACCGAGAAAUGAAAUGAAAGCAAAAAUCAAUCAGGAUGUAAUUUCUUAAAUACUUUCUUAAGUUCAGACGCUGCCAUCUUUGGGAAUCGGGUCUGUUUCUUUGAUUACCGUGGCGUUCUCUUUAACAAAAAAUAAAAACAUGUCUACAUUAUUCCGUGAUCAUUUUGUGUGGGUUGUAAUCUUCGGAUGUGUUGCCCUGUCCUCAUGCAUUCGGAUAAUUGAAUCGCCACCAAUGAACUGCACUCAGAAGGAACUGAACUGUACUGCCAAGAUAAGUGACUGUCUGGAUGAGAGCUGGAUCAGGGAGCAGAGGUGGACCCCGUCGGCUCCCUUUGGGGGGGUCGAGGUGACGGGGGAGGUGAGGGAGGAUGAGCACGGAGACCAGGUGCCCGUCAUGCUAAUCAAGUGGAGAGCAGCUCAAGAUGCGAGCAUCCAGUACCUGAAAGGAACAGUCGUCCAUGUGUUGAAACUGUCCAACAACGAAAAACUCUGCGUCCAGUAUGAGUUCCAAAACAAAAUUAAGACACAGAGCAACACGUACGGGGCACCGUGGUCAUUCUCUUUGGAUAGAUUCGUGGCAGAGCCGGGAGUGAAGUAUGAGGUUUCCGUGCACAACCUGCCCAGACCUAACAUACAGGGAGACCAGGACUACAAAUCCAGGAAUUUUUCUAUGCCAGACUGCAGAGACGUCAGCAUCAAAAGGACCAAACUGUGCCAGCUGAGAGGAAGCCUGUGGGAGCCCAACAUUGCGUUCUUCAGUGACGGGUUGGAAGCCACAGUGCAGUUGGACACUGGCAAUCACUCCGAGCAGUACAAGGUGUUCCUGGAGAGCUACUAUGAGUCAACCGUCUGCAACACGCACAAGCAGGAGAUUACCAAGGAGGGUCAGCAAACCGUAAACGUAACAUUCUCACUUAAGGAGUGGAGAGCGACGUGUUGUCAGUUUACUGUGACGAUUCAGCCCUAUUUCGUGGGAUGCAGCAACGACUGCGUUCGACAGAAGAAAGUGUUCAAUACCUGUAAAGAACUCGAUUCCUCAGGUCCCCCAGACCCUCCACAGAAGCUGUACUACCUCAUUCCUAUACUGGGAUUACUGGGAGUUGGCAUUGUGGGCUGCUGUGUCAUUACCUGGAAGAGCAAUAAGACUGCAGAACCAAGAACAGGGGAGUCUGAAAUUGAAAGCGACCCCUCAGCAACCCCCCUCCUGCUCAGCCCCCAGAAGAGGAAGGUGCUGAUUCUCUACUCCCAGGACCACCCGCUCUACAGGGAUGUGGUGCUGAAGUUCAGUGCCUUCCUGCAAGCCGAGUGCGGCACCGACGUGCUGCUCGACCUGCUGGACACGCAGCGCAUGGGGGAGCUGGGGCACUUGGCCUGGCUGGCAGGAAGGAAGCAGGAGAUCGAGGGGGACUCCUGCAACAAGAUCCUGCUCCUCUGCUCGCGGGGCGUCCGUGCCAAGUGGCAGGCCAUGCUGGGGGGGGAGAGGGUGCUGCUCAAGCAGGAUGUGCUGUCGCCCAUGGGGGACAUGCUCACCCCUGCCCUGAACCUCCUCCUCCCUGACUUCAAGCUGCCUGCCUCCUUUGGGAAGUACGUGGUGGCGUAUUUUGAGGGGGUGAGCGGCGAACAGGACGUGCCCGAGCCCUUCCACAUCGCCGUCAAGUACAAGCUGAUGAAGCACUUCGAGGAGAUUUACUUCCGGCUCUGUGGCGAGGAGAAGCACGAGCCGGGCCGGGUCAAGCGGGUCCCAGGGAUCUCGGAGGACGAGUACUUCCUCAAGCCCAGCGGCCACGAGCUGCGCCAUGCCAUCGAGGCCUUCCAGGUGCACCAGGCUGCACACCCAGACUGGUUCCAGCGAGAGUGCCUGCAGAGUGAGGAGGAGGCCUUUGGGGGUGCUGAGGAGGAGGAGGAGCACAUCCAGGGGCAGCUCCACAAGACCUGCAUGCACCAGGUCGUGCUGCAAUAUGAGAAAACGGCUCCACCCUGCGUCCUCAAUGAGGUCCUCUCCUCCCAGCCUACAGCGGGGGUCCUGGCUCUGAGCCCCAUGCUCAGGGAGGUUGAGCAUGGAGUCGUGUCCCAGGCGGUUCUGUGCAAUGCCGGCCCGGAGCUCUGCCAGGUCUUCAUGUCGCAGCCAGUCCUCCCGGACGCCAGAGGGAGCUCAUGCGCCCAGGUGCUGGUUUGUCCUUCUGCUGUGGAGGAGGGCAGCUGUCUGAGAGCCGAGCUGUCACUGCAGACUCCAGCACUGCUGGAGAAAAACGAGUCGAGUGUGUUUAGGGAAGAGCUUGGGGAGGAGGGGGAGGGUCUUGGGGAGGAGGGGGAGGGUCUUGGGGAGGAGGUCAGUGAGCAAGGGGAAGCCCAGCUCCAGCCCCCCAGCCACCUCUCCCCAGAGGUGUGGCACAGCCUCCUGGCUCUCCAGCAGUCCCAAAGUGCCCUCCUGGACCCUUCUCUGCUCUCUGCGCCGGACCAGCCUGGGCACAGCAACAAGAGGCUGUCGGACCAGGGCUACAUCUCGAGGAACUCCCUGGAGCCGGACCCCCAGAGUGACCCCAUGGCUGAAGUGAGGAGGCUGCAGCAGGAGUGUUUCAUGGACAGUCUGCGGUCACCAGGGCUGCCAGCCUUGGCACGGCCACCAAGCUGAACGCAGUGAACCUGGCCUUCUACCAAGCACUUCAGCGAUAGGUAUAAACCUACGGCUGCGUCGCCUCUAGGAUUACCAGAUCGUUUUCAUGGAGGACCACUGUCAGUGUAAACUGUGUCAAUACAGUAAAGGGAUCUUGUGUUGAAAUGUUUGCUUUUGAAGCACAGGUUUCUGUAACUCAUUACAGCUGUGGCCAAAAGUUUAGCAUCACCCUCUGUAUAGAAUGAACUAAUUCUGCUUCAUAAAGUCGAAUGAAACCUGUUGAAUAAUGUUACGUUGGCAUAUUUAAUUACAUACUGCUUUUCUCAUAUACUUAACGAAAAACUGAGAAAUGACAUUUUGAAAUCUAACAUGAAAUACUGUACUAUUAUUAUGGCUUCCGGUAGAGUUUUGCAGUAUAAUUUUGUAUUUUCUUUGAUAUAAUGUUGAAUAAAAGAUCUAAGCUUAUGUUCAUAUAGUUUAGUCCUGAAAUUGUAGGUGAUGCAGCACUUUUGCCUACAGCUGUAUGUGUUGACUGUCUUACCUUUGGAAAGUCAGCUGGUAAAGUGCUAAGUUUCAACGUGUUCUUUCCAUUUGCUUUGGAUUUACUUUCUUGGUUCCAACUCAGUGUAAAUGUCAGUUCUACAGGAAUGAUGCAUUGAAGCAUUAACACUCAUGUUUGUCCUUGUGUGUGUGUGUCUGUGAAUGUGUUAAAGGUAUGCAGUGGUUUGGACAGCGGCCCUGUAAUUCUGCACUUAGUCAUUAACGAUUCGUCUUUUAUUGGGAUUGUUUGUUUGUUAAAAUGCUCUAGUUUAUGUGGAACGUUUCAGAUUUCUUGCUAAUAAAGCAGCUGCAGUCUUGGGAUAA